AUGACGACCGAGACGACCGCUGCACCCGCCGCCGGGGGGCUCGAGGCCGCUGCAGCACCUGCAGCCAAACCGAUUCUUCGCGGCCGUGCCUUUUAUGAGAGCAUCGGGAGCCCGAAGUACAUCCUGGCUCCCAUGGUUGACCAGUCCGAGUUUGCUUGGCGAAUGCUGAGUAGAUCCUUCAUCCCCGCCUCGGAGCAAUCCAACCUGCUCGCCUACACGCCCAUGUUCCACGCGCGGCUUUACAACGAUACCGAACACUACCGCCAGGGCCACUUCCAGGCCGUGCAGCCAACGACGGACUCGGAUGGUUCCGCCCCGAAGCCAUGGCUCGACGGCAACCCCUCCCUCGACCGACCCCUCUUCGUGCAGUUUUGCGCCAACGAUCCGGAUGCCCUGCUAGGUGCCGCGCUCAAGGUUGCGCCGUACUGCGACGCCGUCGACCUCAAUUUGGGAUGCCCGCAGGGAAUCGCCAAGAAGGGAAAGUACGGCGCAUUCCUGCAGGAAGACCAGGAGCUCAUUUUUAAGUUGAUCAACACCCUGCACAAGAACCUGCCAAUCCCCGUGACGGCCAAGAUCAGAGUUCUCGAUACGAAAGAGGCGACGCUCGCGUACGCCAAGAAUGUGCUUGCUGCUGGUGCCUCGAUCCUGACGGUCCACGGCCGUAGGCGCGAGCAAAAGGGACAUCUGACGGGUUUGGCAGACUGGAGCAUCAUCAAGUGGCUGCGCGAGCAGCUGCCGCCUGAGACUGUUCUUUUCGCCAACGGAAACAUUCUGCAGCAUGCGGAUUUGCAGCGCGCGUUGGAGGCGACGGGCGCGGAUGGAAUCAUGAGUGCCGAGGGAAACCUGAGCGACCCAGCCAUCUUCGGCAGGGCGCCAGAACCGGGAUCCGAAGUGGAAAAGAGAGAGUACUGGCGCGGCAGGGAUGGCAAGGGUGGCUACAGGGUUGAUGCCGUGAUGAGGCGGUAUAUGGAUAUCCUGCACAAGUACGCCGCGGGCGUCGACCCGCCUGCCAGGCGGCCGUUGUUCAUCCCCGGAGACGACACGGCAUGGAUGGAGGAGGCGGACGCGGAGGAGGACGAGCCGGCGAGGAAGAAGCGCAAGAAGGAUGGCCCGCGCCCGACCAAGAAGGAGAGGUCGACCAACAACCCAAACUACUCGGCGAUGCAGCCGCACAUGUUCCACAUGCUGAGGCACUUCGUGUCUAAGCACACCGACGUGCGAGACUUGCUGGCGCGCAGCCGUGCGGGAGACCUGGAGGCGUACGAGAACAUCCUCAGCAAGGUCGAGAGGAAGGUCGCGGAGGGCCUGCUCGAGUACGAAAGGACGGACGGCAAGAUGUUUGACGACCCGGCGGCGCCGGCGGACGACGAGGAGAUUGUGGAAGACGGCGAGAGCUCCAAGGGUGCGGUGAGGAGGUGUCAGAGGCCGUGGUGGGUUGUGCAGCCGAUCAUCCGGCCUCUGCCCAAGGAGGCCAUGGCCAAGGGAGCCGUAUCGCUCAGCAAGAAGGAUAAAGCGAAGCUGGCGCAGGCGAAUGGAGAGUCGAAUGGCCAGGUUGCUGCUGCUGCUGCUACUACUGCUGCUGCUGUCAAGGAGGCCGAAAAGGAGCAGAGCGUGCAGGACAAGGUCCUUGAGACGGACGACAAGUUGCUUGCUGGUUGA
Messenger RNA from Colletotrichum truncatum, 1659 nucleotides. Its product is annotated as tRNA-dihydrouridine(16/17) synthase. Gene Ontology annotation, molecular function: flavin adenine dinucleotide binding; tRNA dihydrouridine synthase activity. Lineage: Eukaryota; Fungi; Ascomycota; Sordariomycetes; Glomerellales; Glomerellaceae. The record is from RefSeq and is a predicted model, not a curated record. Gene Ontology annotation, biological process: tRNA processing.